CACCUGAUAAGCCCCUCCCCAACCCCAGGGAAGGGGUUAAAAGGGCCAUCCCUCCUCGCAUUCGAUUGUUCCUCCUCACUCACCCAUCCCUUACAAACCCGUCCUCCUCUCCUACAAACUUCCUUUCUCAUACACUAGCGUUGAACGCUCUCAUACUCGUUGAAACCACACCAAGCAACUCUACUACGGCACUAUGCCUUCCUUUUCUUCUCUUACGGAAAAAGUCCAAACAGCCCAACUCAUGAUCGGGCACACCUUCGAUAACCCGACCAUCGGAAUGGAAGCGCUAGUCACUCCUGGGGUUGCCCUGCCCGGGCUGACAACCCGCACGGAUGGCCACAAGGAGCUUGCCCUUGUUGGAGAUGCCGUGCUCAAACUGGCACUUACCCUGGACGGAUACGAGGCCAAAAGAAGCCGAGAAUUCACCAGCAACAUCCUUCAAACCAAAGCCAGCAACGCCAACCUUGCACUCAUUGGGCGUAAGAUGGGGUUGGAUAACGUAGUCAUUGUCAAUCCAUCCCAGGCAGGAAUGGUGUCCGACAAAGUCAUGGCCAACACUGUCGAGGCUCUCAUCGGAGCUGUCUAUAUGGACACUGGCUCGGUCGACUCCGUGCUGCCAGUCCUGGCUACCUUGGGCCUUGACUGGCCUGCUUGAGCUCCAUGACUUUGCGUGAACUACCUAUGCAAAGUGACGUGAUCUGGAAGCUAGUUGCUUACCAGUAGGGCGUACAAAGGCCCGUCUGCAUCGGUACCGGACCCCUGCUACGAGGAAGCUCCUCUUGCCACUCAGGACGGCGGCACUUGAGCUAUGAUCGCUAUUUUCCGCCGACCCUGUGUGGCAGGGGCAGCUCCCACGUAGACGGGCUCCCGUACCGAGCAGCAGGGCCUUUAUAUGAUCAGCUGGCCUGGAACGGCCUCGAGGCCACGAGACUAUUGUCUAUGUGGUUCGACUUGAGCAGACUUGAAAAUGCAGUCUACGCUCUGUGAGUAAUGAUCUUUCAAGGAUGGUGAAGUGCUGGUAGACAAGGGGAUGGUGGAAGGUUUUGAUGUGAUUGAUCGAUGAGACUGCUGUGCUCCCAAACAUGUCAUUCGUUGUACAGUAACAGUCUCACUAUGAUGAAUGCCCCGAUGGAAAUGCAUCGGGAUUAUGUUGUCCAACCGAUCGUUAUCCAGACUUGCGUAGACGUGUACAUCCUGGUUCUAGCAUUUUCAAGGCUAGUUGGUGGUCUGAGUAGGUGCGCGCUUCUUAUCUCUGUGGGGCGGGAAAACAAUAGGUAAAAAAACCAAAGAGACAAAAAAGAUGGUCCCAGAGGGGCUCGAAC
Molecule: messenger RNA, 1322 nt
Organism: Aspergillus welwitschiae
Lineage: Eukaryota; Fungi; Ascomycota; Eurotiomycetes; Eurotiales; Aspergillaceae
Product: ribonuclease III domain-containing protein
Exons: 2
Coding region: 194-655 (153 amino acids)
Biological process (GO): RNA processing
Molecular function (GO): ribonuclease III activity
Source: RefSeq, a predicted model, not a curated record